This is a messenger RNA of Vigna umbellata (rice bean), 1966 nucleotides long. Its product is annotated as serine/threonine/tyrosine-protein kinase HT1-like. Gene Ontology annotation, biological process: protein phosphorylation. NCBI's taxonomy places the organism in Eukaryota, Viridiplantae, Streptophyta, Magnoliopsida, Fabales, Fabaceae. The record is from RefSeq and is a predicted model, not a curated record. Gene Ontology annotation, molecular function: ATP binding; protein serine/threonine kinase activity.
AAAGAAAGAAGUACUUGGAAUGAGAAUGAUGGAAAUGCAAGGUCUGGCACAUAGCACAUGGUGGUGGCUAGAAAACAAAGAAAGCAAUAAAUGGAAGGGGAGAAGAGUGUGACAAAUAAAUUGAAGGUUAGCGAAUGAAUGGCAGUGGUGAUAAUGCGGUGGGAAACACAGGUUCAAAGUGGAAAGAAAAAAGAAUUGGAAAGGGGUGAGGUAGGGGUCAUCAUCAACCUGACCCCGUUUGUCUCCUCACAAGUAUAUCUUCGCACGUUACCAACGUAGAUGCUAAUGUCAGUCCCUGUGUUUCCAGACACAAAAAAAAAAAUAAAAAUACCAUCUUUCAUCUCCAUUUCCUCUUCUUUCACUGCACCAUCCAACACUUGAGCUCCGAUUCCUCUCUCUUCCUCACUCUUCUCUCUCACUAAAAUCCCCUUCAUGCCUCACCCUUUUUCCUUUCUUUUCUUUCAUCUAUUGUGGUUUGGAGUUGGUUUCUUUUUAUUUGUUCUUCUUUUCUCCAGCUGCGUAAAUGGUGAUGAUGAUUCAAAAUGUAGGUAGCGUAGGGAAUUAGUUUAAGCUAUGAAAAACAAGUUUCUCCAAACUGGGUAUUCCUCACUAUUUCUAAAAACAAAAACUUUGGACUAGCUUUUGGAAUCUGCAUUGGGUUCCCAUAAGGGUUAAGCGGGAAGCAUGAAGAACUUGUACUGGUUUAAAGAAAUUUCUAACAACGUGAGAUCAGGGAGAAGGCUUUCACUUGGGGAGUAUAAGCGAGCGGUGUCAUGGUCCAAGUAUUUGAUCUCUUCGGGGGCAGCCAUAAAGGGAGAGGCUGAAGAAGAAUGGAGUGCUGAUCUGUCUCAGUUGUUCAUUGGGUCCAAGUUUGCUUCUGGGAGGCAUAGCAGGAUCUACAGAGGCAUCUACAAGCACAUGGACGUUGCAAUUAAGCUGGUGAGUCAACCGGAGGAGGAUGAGGACUUAGCCGUUUCGCUAGAGCAGCAAUUCACUUCUGAGGUUAAUUUGCUCUUUCGAUUGCGCCAUCCAAAUAUCAUCACCUUUGUUGCAGCUUGCAAGAAACCUCCUGUGUUCUGCAUUAUUACUGAAUAUUUGGGCGGGGGUUCGUUGAGAAAAUACUUGAUUCAGGAAGGACCACAUUCGGUUCCUCACAACGUUGUUCUGAAAUUAGCCUUAGACAUUGCUCGGGGAAUGCAAUAUCUUCAUUCUCAGGGAAUACUUCACAGGGAUCUGAAAUCAGAAAACCUGCUGUUGGGGGAAGAUUUGUGCGCAAAAGUAGCAGAUUUUGGGAUCUCAUGCUUGGAAUCUCAGACUGGUAGUGCAAAAGGAUUCACUGGAACAUACCGUUGGAUGGCACCUGAAAUGAUCAGAGAAAAGCGUCACACCAAAAAAGUAGAUGUCUAUAGUUUCGCCAUAGUUCUAUGGGAACUCCUAACAGGAUUGACCCCAUUUGACAACAUGACACCAGAGCAGGCAGCAUAUGCAGCCACUCACAAGAAUGAAAGGCCUCCGUUACCAUGUGAGUGUCCACGGGCAUUUAGUCAUCUGAUAAACAGAUGCUGGUCAAGCAAUCCAGAUAAAAGACCACAUUUUGAUGAGAUAGUUGCGAUUUUGGAGAGCUAUAGUGAAGCACUUGAGGAGGAUCCACAGUUUUUAACCACUUACAAACCACGUCCUAAUAAUCUUAUUCUCAGAUGCUUACCCAAAUGUAAUACUACUGCCAAUCUAUCUGCUUCUACCAAACCUUAACAUUAUAUUUCCAAUAAUGUCACAUCAAUUGUAUUAAAUCCCACGAACCAAAAAUAUGUUAUAUGUUUAAUUUAUAACUAUAAUCCUCUUCCUUAUUCUUAAACAACUAUCUAGCACUGUGUUAAAAUUUUAGUGAUUAUUUUACUAUGAAAGCAGCGACAAAUUUAAUGUAAAUUCUCUAUUUCCCCUUCAAACUUCUAUGAAUUUACUCUUU